AACAAUCAUUUUAUUUCCUUUUGGACUUUUAAUACUGCUGGUUUUAUUUCAUAACAUUCAUUAUAAAGCACUAUGAAUUCUCUACAAAUCCAUUUAAAUGUGUUGCUGGAAAGAAUUUUUAUUCAAAUCAUUUUUCUUUCUCAGUGGUUCUGCGUUGCUUUGCUGCCUGAGGAAUCCUUCCCUGCUGCUCUUUAAACAGAAAAGCUUUCAGGUAAGAGAGUAAGGAUCAUUACAGAUAAUGGUGUAAAGGGUAAUGAAGGCAAACGGCAGUGAAAUCUCUCCAGUAUAUAUCCUACUUGCUGUGCUGAGCGGGGCUCUGCUGCUCCGGUGGAUCAGUGGAGAGGUAGUUAGUGAAUGUUUCUUUGCACAGUGAUUAAGGGGGAGGACCAAUGGCAACAAAGGAGACAGAGAGGACGGUAGCUCCUCCUCUCUCUCUAUCUCGCUAUCUCUCUCCCUCUCUCUCUCUCGCUCGCUCUCUCCGUGCUUUAUAGAUGUAUAUAAUCCCCGAGUUGACCCAGAAAACAAACUCCUCUGACUGCCGAGACGCCGCAGAGUUUGAAUCCGCUGCAGGGCUGCUUGUAGCCGGAGCAUCAGCUGGAGAAAAAAGACCCGGCGCCGAUCCAACUUCUCCGUACGGAUUUCACGUUAUUACAUCGGGGUGACAAGAGCAGCCAUGGCUGAACACAUGAUGAUGCCCAUGACCCACGGCUUCAGGAUGGGCAUGAACGGACCUCCGCAGCACAAUGGCCAGCCGGGCAUGCGCAGCCUGCCCAACGGUCAGGUGAUGCACUAUGGCAGGAAUCCUCAGAGCAACAUGGAGGCGGCCAUGAGACAGAGGUCGGGUAUGGUGGGGCCUGGAGGGAUGGCAGGCCCUGUGAACGGAGCUCCGAUGGCCAACCAUCACCAUCAGAUGAUGUCUGGGAACAUGAUGUACAACAACCAGGGCCCCCAGCAGCAGCACCACCACAUGCACCCUCAGCAGCAGCAGCAGCAGCAACAGCAGCAGCAGCAGCAGCAGCAGGGUGGACACCCACAGCAGUACCUCACCUCCCAGCAGCUCAUGGCCAGCAUGCACCUGCAGAAACUCAACACUCAGUAUCACGGACAUCCGCUCAGCACGGCCAAUGGCCACCACCUGCCCAAUGGUGCUCAAUACCGGAUGGGUCCAGCCCAGCUUUCAGGUAUGCAGCACAUAGCCGCCCCUUUGGGGCUAAACGGCAUGGACAUGGAUCUGAUCGAUGAGGAGGUUCUGACUUCACUGGUGCUGGAGUUUGGGUUGGACCGUGUUCAGGAGCUGCCAGAGCUCUUCCUUGGACAGAAUGAGUUUGACUUUAUAUCAGACUUUGUGUGCAAACAGCAGCCGAGCACGGUGAGCUGUUGAACAAAGCGGCUGGAUGCUGGUUGGUCUGUUUGGACUGGACACCCCAAAGAAUGACUGAGUGGCCACAGUAGCACAGCAAGAGGAGACAAUCUCUCUGUUCUGUUUGGGUGUUUCUGUGUCUGUGUAUUUGACAGUGUCUAGUAAGACUUCACACUGACCCUGCCUGUGAGUUGAUGAAGAAUUGUAAUGCGAAUAAAACGCACCAAAAGCACCAAGUUUCUCCUCUUUGAGCCGGUGCCAGUAAGAUCUGUGGUCUUUGGCCAAAUUGAGGCAUUGUGAUGCAGCGGACUCUGUCUGUACCCAUCUGGCCCUCAGCACAUGUGCCUGCGGUGCCAAGGCUUUGGGAUAAUUGUAAACUUAACACACACAACGGGGGAAGGCGACCUGAAAAGACUGUCCAUCUGGGUCUGCUAGAUUCUGUGGCAUCUCUAAAUGUAUUUUAUCUCUGAUGACACCUUCAAUUAGACUAGUAGCAGAUGUUUUACAAAUUUAUAAAUGGCUGUCCUCUGAAUUUGUUUAUACAAGGAUGAAGGGAUUAAGAGGAGGUUUUUUUUUUCCCAGCAAUUUAUGUGCAUAUUGAAGGCUGGCUCUUCAAAACCAAGAAGGUUCCUACAAGUAGUUCACACAUUUCCUUCAAGGGCAAGGGAGUGAGGUUGCACAGCAUUCCUGACUGACAGGGUUUAUUCGGGAUUGGCUGGUUGAAAUGUGCUACAUUGAUUAUUUAGCUUUCAGUGUCAUUUACCUGACUCUGAUCAAAUCAGCUAUCAUUAAAUGUAUUGCAUCUGUUCCCUGCUAAUUAACUGUGUCUGAAUCACUGGCAAAGUAGCACAUUGCUUGGAGUGUUGGCUUAAAAUAAGCAUUCAUCUGUAGAAAAUGGCUCUGCAGUCUCACUGCUCUGAGUCGAACAUUUAGGUGCUCAUUGCAAGCAAAUCCUGGGUUACUGCUUAAUAGAAUAGCAAGAAGAGUUAGAGAGGGAGGAAGCUAAUUAGUAUGAGAAACUGUGGCCUGUUGCAAGACUCACGAGAAGCCAAACAUAAAAAAAAAAGCAGCCAGUGCUAUCAGGAGCUGUUUGGUCACAGACCUGAUUUUUUUUUUUUUUCUAAAAGCGGGAUUGGUUUAAAAAAAAAAAAAAAAAAAAAAAAAAAAAAAAAAAAAGAAGUGCGUGAUUGCGGAAUUUACAUCUGUGUGUUAUUUGUGUACAUCUGUGUGUGGUCAGCGCAGUGAGGCAUUUAAAACCCAUCAAAUGGCGGUGUCCUCCCUAAACCAUGGACCGGUGUGCUGAAGCUGAUUGGAGGCUGGGCGGGGAGAGGGGAGAGAGUGCUGUGUCCACACAAUGUGGACACAGCACUCCCCGGCAGCACUUAGUUUAAUCAUUAUUUAAAGCUGCCGCUACCUGUGGCAUUGAUUUCACUAGGCGGGAAGAGCGAGCGAAGACCACAAAGCGUGCAAAGUUGUUGUUUUUUUUUGCCAUAGAUUAGCUUACUCUGCUGCUUUUCUACUGAUUAGAUUUAAAUUACAUGUUCUCACACGCUUGUCUUAAUUGAGGUCGGCUUGCACAUUCUCCAAUGACUCAAUAAUUAUAAAACGGACAUGUUCUGUGGCGCUUUUUUCUUCUUUUUUUUUUUUCCUAGCACAGUAGGUAAUUAGGUUUUUGUCAAGGUUGCUGCUUUGCCGCUGCAGGCCGGUUGAGGGAGAACUUCCUGCACUCGUAAUGCUAUUUGUGGAGCUGUCAGAGAGGUCAGGGCUGCGCUGGUGCACUGUGUUAAUCUGUUCCAAUACAACUGUGCUGUCCCUGUCUCUCUGGAGAUCUGCCAUCUCCAAGCUCUCCAGUAAAAUAAUGGGCAUUGAAACAUUGCUGUAAAGUGGCACUUUCUGCCUGGCGAACUGCAGUCAGACAAACUCGUGACCUCACAUGAUACAUUGACAUGAUAAGAUGGAAAUACUUCUGGCCUUAGCGACAGUGGCCUGCGAUUACUGCUAUAUCAAAAAAAAAGCGCCGCCUUCAUGUGUAUUGUAUCUUUGUACUGUAGACUAGAGGUGAAGUUGAUCUAGACACAUUUAAGGUACUUUCGAAAAAAACAUUGUCAGAUGUAAAUGUAAAAUCAGUGGCCGAUUUCAAUGUGUUGACAAGAGAUUAUAUCCUACAUUUUUACAAAACGAGUGUGUAGAUACAGUCCGAGUAUACCAGUUGUUUGGGUGCGUGGCCUGAAGCUUUAAGACCAAGUAGACUGCAUGUUAAAGCGAACGUGAGGGAUGCCACCACUUUUCCCACAAAGCAGCUGAGAAUGUACAGUACAAAACUUUGUGGGAACUCAUCUUAAGAUGGUAGAUAAACGUGUGAGAUUGUACUCCUUGUUCCAAAUUACACAUAAUUCAUUUGGGUAACCCCCCCCCCCCCUCCUCCUCCUCCUUUCCCAUUUCCCCAAAGCUUUUGUAAUGUUAUUGAUUCUAUUUUAAGAAAAUGUAUUUAUUUUCAAAUAAAAUAUUUAUUUAAAGAAAAUGGGGUUUUUUUGUAUGUCAGUGAUUCUUUUAAC
This is a messenger RNA of Thunnus maccoyii (southern bluefin tuna), 3915 nucleotides long. It is a transcript of the gene cited4a, whose product is annotated as Cbp/p300-interacting transactivator, with Glu/Asp-rich carboxy-terminal domain, 4a. Bases 674 to 1381 code for a protein of 235 amino acids. Lineage: Eukaryota; Metazoa; Chordata; Actinopteri; Scombriformes; Scombridae. The record is from RefSeq and is a predicted model, not a curated record. Gene Ontology annotation, cellular component: nucleus. The transcript is spliced from 2 exons. Gene Ontology annotation, biological process: regulation of DNA-templated transcription.